AUGAUGAAAACGAAGAGUGGCAGAAGAUAUGAGCAUCUCAAAUGGAUGAUUUCUAUCAUUGGUGUUGCUGUUUAUCUGUUUAUCAGCAUACUCUCAAUAUAUAACUUGGAAUAUCAAUUAGCAGCACUACUGCCGAAAGUUUGUUAG
This is a messenger RNA of Brugia malayi, 147 nucleotides long. RefSeq lists its product as uncharacterized. Bases 1 to 147 code for a protein of 48 amino acids. The transcript has 2 exons. Lineage: Eukaryota; Metazoa; Nematoda; Chromadorea; Rhabditida; Onchocercidae. The record is from RefSeq and is a predicted model, not a curated record.